Messenger RNA from Phytophthora sojae, 1947 nucleotides. RefSeq lists its product as hypothetical. Bases 1 to 1947 code for a protein of 648 amino acids. Gene Ontology annotation, molecular function: metal ion binding; ubiquitin binding; phosphatidylinositol-3-phosphate binding. Lineage: Eukaryota; Oomycota; Peronosporomycetes; Peronosporales; Peronosporaceae. The transcript is spliced from 2 exons. Gene Ontology annotation, biological process: protein transport to vacuole involved in ubiquitin-dependent protein catabolic process via the multivesicular body sorting pathway; protein targeting to vacuole. The record is from RefSeq and is a predicted model, not a curated record. Gene Ontology annotation, cellular component: ESCRT-0 complex.
AUGGAGCCCGUGCGGCUGCAGCGCCAGCAGCAGGUGCCCGCCGACCACCGCGCCGAGCCGGCGCUGACGCCCGAGGACCAACUGGCGGCGCCGCUGGCCGCCGUGAAGCUCGCGGAAAGCGGCGACUUCCCGCGCCUCUUGGUGGCGCUGGCGCUGCGCCCGCGACUGGCGAGAGCCGCCGAUGCCUUCGGCAUGACGGCGCUGCACUGGGUUUGCAGCGACCCCAAGGCGCCGCCGCGCGUGGUGCUCACCGUGGCGCGCGCGCACCCGGCCGCGGCCGCCACGCGCAACCUGGCGGGGCUGCUGCCGCUGCACCUGGCCGUGCGCAAGCGGCUGGCGCUCGAGGUCAUCCAGGCGCUGCUGCACGUGUACCCCAAGGCCAUCGGCGUGCGCACGCCGGACGGCAAGACGCCGCUCAUGCUGGCCAAGCAGCGACCCGUGGCUUCCAGCGCCGUGCUGGCGCUGCUGCAGGUGCUGGAGGCCCACGCGCGGACGGGCGCGCCGUCCACCACGGCAAUUCCCACCACUAGCAGGUCCAUGACACAGGAAGAGACGCUCGCGGCGCUGAUGACGCCACACGUGCCUCCCCCACGAUGGGCACUAGCCUCGAGGUGCAGACUGUGCGCCGCCAAAUUCGGCUACUUCCGACAGAGGCACCACUGCCGCAGCUGCGGGGCGUCGGUCUGCGGACGACACUCGAGACAUCGGGUGCCGCUGAAACACCUCGGUCUGUUCCAGCCACAACGCGUGUGUGCCUGUUGCUUUGAUGAACUGCAGAAGCAACUGAAUGUGCGCGCCUUGGAGCUCGUGACUCGCACGGGGGGGGCCUACCCGUACAUUGACACGGGCGACUCGACCAGCAACUAUUCCAACAACUCGACGAAUAUGCACGCGCGCUACCGCAGACGCAGCAAAUCGGUCUUCAGUGAGCCGACCCAACGCCAUGGAUCGAUUGAAUGGGGAUACGACAACGACAACAACAGCGACGUCAACAUGAAUGGCUUCGCUCCUGUGCCAGCCCCGUGGAAUUGGAGCACAGCGGCGUCGGAGGCGGUGGAGUCAUUGCAGCCCUCCAUGGGCUCCAUGUUCCUGUCGGUUGCACCGGCACAGCCGACGGUACUGGAGCGCCAGCGGCUACUUCGCGAGCGGCAGGGACAUUCGAUGGAGUCCGAGCCGGAGCCUAGCCGACGCCGCAGCAGGGCGAGACGACCUCGGCCACACUCUUCGGCUCUGGAUCGAUCGCUGCACGUGCAGCGACUGUCUGAAGUUGAUUCCUGUUGCUCGAGCGAUGAGCAGGAGCUGGAACAGCGGAUGCAGCAGCUGAUGGCCGCAAAACGUGAACUUGGAGAGGCUAUGCGACGCAGCGAGGAAGAAAUCGAGCGAGCAGAGCGCGAAAAGCGCGUGUUGAAUGCUGUUGCCGACAAAUACAGGGAGAGUGGGUACUCCAGCCCUCCAGAAGACGAAGAUGAGGACGAGGAGGCAGAAAUUGCAGCAACGUUGGCCUUUUUGAACGGAGGUAGAAGGCUGAGCAGCACUGCUGACCUACUCGCGGAAAUGGAGCCACCUCUCGAUGUCGCAGCCACGCACCACGAACUCGGCGAAGCGCUCCUGAGCAAAGGGGACUUUGAAGGGGCUGUGAUGGAGUUGCAGCGUAGUGUGGAGCUGGACGGUGAAAAUGCAGCAGCGUGGCUCCACCUAGCGAAAGCAUUGGACGGAACAGGCGAAAACAGUGUAGCAGCUGAGGAUGCUGUACGACGUGCACUCGAACUGGAGCCAGCAUCGAUUGGGGCAUUAUCGCUUCUAGGGAAGCUACUGCACUUGCGUGGCGACCAUGACGACGCUAUCCUAGUGUUUCGGCAAGCGCUCGAGCUGCAGUGUCCAACUGGUAAGCUCUCUGGCCAAGAAGCAGAGGACACCGACGCUGAGCACCUUGGUGUGGCAAUGUAG